GGAAAAGUUUGGACGACAAAAGAAGGUGGACAGCUUUAAGAGGAAUAAUCUCCGAGCCUCGUCGGGAAUAAACGUGCCAGGCCACAGCAGGCGGCGGUUGGUCGUCGUUGAGCCGCGAUGGGCGACUGGAGCCUGCUGGGGAACGUCCUGGAGGAAGUCCAGGAGCACUCCACGUCGGUAGGCAAGGUGUGGCUGACGGUUCUCUUCAUCUUCCGCAUCUUGGUCCUGGGCACGGCGGCCGAGUCGUCGUGGGGUGACGAGCAGAGCGACUUCCUGUGCGACACGCAGCAGCCCGGCUGUACCAACGUUUGCUACGACCGCGCCUUCCCCAUCGCUCACAUUCGUUACUGGGUGCUGCAGAUCGUCUUCGUCUCCACACCGUCCCUUAUCUACAUGGGUCACGCCGUGCACACCGUGCGAAGCGAGGAGAAGCGACGGCGCCGGCUUGAGGAGGAGCACCAGGAUGGAUCAGAGGUUGAGAAGGAGCGCCUACGAGAGAGUGAGGCCCGUCCGCGCCUGCGAGGUCCACUCCUGCACACGUACGUCCUCAGCAUCCUCAUCCGCACCGCCAUGGAGGUCAUCUUCAUUGCCGUGCAGUACAUGAUCUAUGGAGUCUUCCUCAAGGCGCUCUACCUGUGCACGGCCGCUCCCUGCCCCAACCCGGUCAACUGCUACAUGUCGCGGCCUACCGAAAAGAAUAUUUUCAUCGUUUUUAUGCUAGCGGUAGCCGCCGUAUCGCUAGUGCUGUCUGUGUUGGAGCUUUACUACUUGGGUUGGAAGAGCCUAAGGGCGUGCGUACGACAGAGGGCCUCCGUUAAAGGACUGCCAAACCCGGACGAGCCCCCAAAUCCCCCCCCACUAGCACCGCCUCCUGACUUCAGCCGCUGUGUGGCCCCCGUUCCCUUCAGCGACCGCGUGGCACUGCAGCAGAACUCGGCCAAUAUGGCGGCCGAGCGCCACCGCAGCGACCUGGAGGACGACGAAGAUUUCUUGCGCAGGUACGACCAGGACAACCGACGGCUGAGCAAGUACAGCGGAAGCAGCGGGCGGGGCCGACCGAAUGACCUGGCCAUUUAAGCGAACCGCCUUUGAAUGCAACACGAACAAAUAGAGACGCCUGAAUAUUGCACUUCACAGAAUUUUAACGCAUUUGGUUCAUUAAAUGUGUUUUGACAUCCAUUGACAGUGAUAGACCUCCAAUCUAUUUGGACUGCAGGGCCAUUGACGGCGAUAGACGUCCAAACCGAACGGGAAAGGUUAGCAGGCUGACUAAUUCACAUUCAGCUCUCCCUGUUCAAAUGGGUUGGAUGUCUGUCGUAAUCAAUUGCACUAAAUGGGUGAGUAAAGAGAAUUUUUAUAGAAAACACAAUCAAAAUGGCUGAAAACUUUUCACAAUUCUAAACAUUUCCAGAUGUCCUUAAAACAUGUCUGAAUUAUGAAAAACAUCAGUCUGGGUUCCCCUCUGAAAACCUGCAAAGCCUUUUUAUAUUUUCUUUUGCAUCUUUGCAGUUUUAGUCUGGUGGCCCGCCAGGCUUGUAAAGCACUGAGGAAAACCUUGAUGGAUUAUAUACCCUGAUUAGCGUUGUUGUCGUUUCAUUUUGCACUAAUGGAUGGACCACCACACGAAAUACAUAAUUGCUGUAUUUGUAUACCACAUAAAACAUUCAAAAGUCCUCCAAAAUGUCCCGUUAAAGAGACGGACUACACUUUCUAUCAACAACAUUUUUCAUGUCUAUUGUCAUUAUCGCCACUAAUAGACCAUGUUCCCGAAACGCACAUUUUGGCCAGCAUUUUUUUUUUUUUUUGCGCAGUGACUUGCUAUCUUGAAGUAAUUCCAUAUGCUAUAGUAGUACCACCAAUUGGCCUCAAGAAAUCCCUAUCAACUGAAAGUGACUGUGUCAACCGUAAGUGAGUAAUGCAUUCAAGACAAUUGAAAUUAGCAACACAAAAACACAAUUUGUUCCAAUACCAAUAUUAACUGGUUAAUAAUUAGGGUUGUUCCGAUCAUGUUUUUUUGCUUCCGAUCCGAUCCCGAUCGUUUUAGUUUGAGUAUCUGCCGAUCCCGAUAUUUCCCGAUCCACUUUUUUUUGCUCCCGAUUCAAUUCCAGUCAUUCCCGAAAAAUGUUCCCGAUCAUACACAUUUUGGCAAUGCAUUAAGAAAAAAAUGAAUAAAACUCGGACGAAUAUACAGUGGGGAGAACAAGUAUUUGAUACACUGCCGAUUUUGCUGGUUUUCCCACUUGCAAAGCAUGUA
Corythoichthys intestinalis (scribbled pipefish) is the source of this 2254-nucleotide messenger RNA. Its product is annotated as gap junction alpha-5 protein-like. Gene Ontology annotation, cellular component: connexin complex. Gene Ontology annotation, biological process: heart development; cell-cell signaling; atrial cardiac muscle cell to AV node cell communication by electrical coupling. The coding region runs from base 118 to 1077 and encodes 319 amino acids. The transcript is spliced from 2 exons. NCBI's taxonomy places the organism in Eukaryota, Metazoa, Chordata, Actinopteri, Syngnathiformes, Syngnathidae. Gene Ontology annotation, molecular function: gap junction channel activity involved in atrial cardiac muscle cell-AV node cell electrical coupling. The record is from RefSeq and is a predicted model, not a curated record.